This is a messenger RNA of Xiphophorus hellerii (green swordtail), 2527 nucleotides long. It is a transcript of the gene pigh, whose product is annotated as phosphatidylinositol glycan anchor biosynthesis, class H. The coding region runs from base 335 to 880 and encodes 181 amino acids. The record is from RefSeq and is a predicted model, not a curated record. Gene Ontology annotation, cellular component: glycosylphosphatidylinositol-N-acetylglucosaminyltransferase (GPI-GnT) complex. Gene Ontology annotation, biological process: GPI anchor biosynthetic process. Lineage: Eukaryota; Metazoa; Chordata; Actinopteri; Cyprinodontiformes; Poeciliidae. The transcript is spliced from 4 exons.
CGCUGGUGUACAAAACAUCGCGCCCAAAAUUAAGAUUGAUUUGAGCACCAACAUCUCCGCACAAAUCUCUGACUUAGUUAUUUUAUAUAUUAAAUUGCGGUGUUUUAUUUUUAUUUUUAUUUUCCUCUUAUGUUUCGAUGGGAGCCACCGUUAUCCUUCAACGGGCGUUUUCCUCAUCGCUAAGUUUUACUACCUUUUGUUAGCGUAGCCUGCUGUUAACCUUGGCUCCAAGCGUAUACCAGACGUUAGCUUGCUGCUAACUUUAGCGCUGAUAAAUCACUCAAAGAAAGUAGUUCCUUUCUUCGUCUAUCACUCUGUAUUAGUUUCAUCCGCAAUGGAGGACGAAGCCUUCUCUAAUAUAAGCGGCAAAGCGAUAUCCCUGGAUUGUCAGACUCACUCCAGCUUUUGCAGGGAGUUCACCGUUAGCUCCCCCAAGAUGUCCAUCGGUAAAGUGAUGGUGUACACUUGUUCUGUGUGGCUCUUAGCUUAUGCUGUGUUCUUCUUCACAGAGAACACCGCAGUUCUCUCCAGUGCUAUUCUCAUCACCCUCACUGGCAUGAUGCUUCACAUCCACUUCGUGAAGGUGGACCACGAGUCUCUUCUUGUCAUUGGCUCCCUGGGCAUCCAGGUGUCCUCCAGCUACGCGUCAGGUCGCGAGGUCACCACUUUCAUCGAGAUGAGCAGGAUCAAAGACAUUGUCAUUAAUGAAGCUGUUUACCUGAAUCAGAUCAUCUACUACCUGUGUGUGCUGUUAAAGGAGCCUUCAGAACCCAACGUAGUCUCAAGUGUUGUCCCAUUGUUUCAGAGUUCCAAGCCGAGGCUCAACUGUUUAGCGAAGGUUUACGAGAGCUGUCAAGAGAUUCUGUCCAAGUGCCAAUGACCCAUAAUUUGCAUAGCAUCACAACAUUGUUCAUGGGCCUUGUUUGUUUAUUUAAAAUGUCUUUUUAACGGAUGAGCGCAGAGAAUACUUUCUUUACCCAGAAUAUCUUAAAUAUUUGCGGGAUUUAUUUCCUUUAUGAAUACAUACAUGAAAUCAGACAGAUUUACUUUAUUCAUAAGCAGUAGUUUAAAUGUGUUACUUUGUUAUAACGGUAGUUUAAUACUUGCUUUCAAAUGAAAACAUUCCAUUUUUUUCUAGAUGUUAACUUAUAUAGUGUAAUGUAUAUAUAUAUAGAUAUAUCUAUAUAUAUAUUGUACACAAUUUGUGUUAGUUAAUAAAUUUUAAAACAAACUUCAGUUCACUUGCGUGCUUCUUUUUCUAGAGCAAUAGUUUCAUUCGACAGUAGGGGGCACCAAUGCUUUAUAAAAUUGCCAAAUAGGUUUCGAAAUAUCUUCCAAUACUUGCUUUGAAUGUAAAUGCAACUUAUUUUAGUUUAGAUGUGAAGAGUUUAAGAGAGGUUUACAAGCUAUUUCAAUUUUUUAUUUUAAAAUGCCAUGUUUAAAAUAAAGUAUACCCUUCUGCUGACUCGGCUUCUCUAAAAUGUUAGCAUUACUUGCGUUCAGACGAAAAGUGUUUGUGAAAUUACCUGAAGCUCAAGCUUCCUUCAGCUUCAGCCUAAUUUUGGGCUUCAGUGGUAAGCCCAAAAUUAUUCAUGCUCCUUUCGUAUGAAUAAUUUUGGGCUUACCGGUUCAGAUAUUUAAUAUUUUACUUCCUUGUUGAAUUGCACAUCUAAUCUUGCAGUUCUCUUAGUUGGCCACGUUUCACAAGUCUGCCUUUCUGUUCGUUAACGAGACUUGUUUGUUGAGUUAUUCUUACCUCAGAUUACAGCUGCAGUGGGUGCAGUGAUAGUUUCAGAGCCAUGCUUGCUGCACAAGCAUUAUAUAUAUUUUUAGUCAGUAGUUUCAUAAUGCAUUAUGCUAGUUAUGGUGUCCAAUGGGGGGGUGGGAUACCCCAGGACAGAUAUUUAAAUGACUUCCAUUCUCUAAAAAUUUAAUCUUAACCUACUUUUUGCAGAAAAACAAUGAAAUUAAUGCACAGAACUAUAUAGUCAAUUUAAUCCAAUCAUGUAGGCAGAUUAAAACUAUUAUAUUUCAGUUUACUCCUUGUAAAAAAAAUAUGCAUAUAUAUAUACUUGAGUUCAGAUAAUUGUUCCAAUUGGUAAAAAGUAUUCUAUCCAAAAAAGAAACCAGUUUAUGGCAGCAAUCUCUCCUCCUGAAUGAGUCAGAUAAGUCAACAACUUUGCUGCAAUUCCUCAUUCUGAUCAUGCAUGGUGCAACAGUGGAAAGAAAGACUCCCAUUUAACAGGAAUUACCUUUAGCAGCUUCUGACUCCGUUUUAGCAGUCAUCUAAGAUAUAUGUUUUUGUUCAGUUUUUUUAACUUGUUUUCCAGUUUUCAAAAUAACUUAAAUUAACGUUUUCCUACAUUUCAAACCAGGCCAAAGAAAGAUUUCUCAGUUUCCAUUUUUACUCAGUCAUGUUGUCUUAUGUAGUAGUGAGUUGUUUUUUGUGUGUUUUUUUUUUGGUGGGGGGGUUGGAGGGUAGGGGUUGAUAUGUUUUUCUCUGUUUUGGAUUAAAACUUCAGAACCA